GAGGAGGAGAAGACGGGAUUUCGGGAGGCUCUUUGUCCACACGCUCUUUUUAGCACCCCGUCAGAGUGGGGAAAAGAAGACGCCAGUUAUCUGAAUGGGUUCAUAAGGAGUGAAGCUUUCGUCUGAAGAUUUAAAACAUGUGGUGAUCCUUUAUAACCUUGCCUCUAAGCAAAAAACAAACGAGCGGAGUGGAAGUCAACUCGCAGCGUACUGAGAAGCGUGUUGUAGCAGUAAUAUCAUGAGCUGGAGUUUCCUUACACGGCUUCUGGAGGAGAUCUCCAACCACUCCACCUUCGUGGGGAAGAUCUGGCUCACACUGCUCAUCGUGUUCCGCAUUGUCUUGACUGUGGUUGGUGGCGAGUCCAUCUACUAUGAUGAACAGAGUAAAUUUGUGUGUAACACAGGGCAACCUGGUUGUGAGAAUGUGUGCUAUGACGCAUUUGCACCGCUCUCGCAUGUCAGGUUCUGGGUCUUUCAGAUCAUCAUGAUCUCUACCCCCACCAUCAUGUACCUGGGCUUUGCCAUGCACAAGAUCGCUCGCAUGGAGGAUGAUGAGUACAGGCCACGGUCACGCAAGCGCAUGCCCAUGAUCAACCGUGGUGCCAACCGCGACUACGAGGAGGCGGAGGACAAUGGUGAGGAGGACCCCAUGAUAUGCGAGGAGAUCGAGCCUGAGAAGGAAAAGGAGCCAGAGAAGCCAACAAAGAAGCAUGAUGGGCGGCGGCGCAUCAAACGUGACGGUCUAAUGAAGGUCUACGUGUUCCAGCUGUUUUCCCGUGUUGCCUUUGAGGUGGCCUUCCUUUUUGGCCAGUACGUUCUGUAUGGCUUUGAGGUGGCCCCCUCAUAUGUUUGCACAAGGAGCCCCUGCCCCCACACUGUAGACUGCUUCGUCUCCCGUCCCACCGAGAAGACCAUCUUCCUGAUGAUCAUGUAUGCCGUGAGCUCGCUCUGUCUGUUUCUCACUGUGCUUGAGAUCCUCCACCUGGGCAUUAGCGGCAUCCGUGAUGCUUUCCGCAGUCGGGCACGCCGCCACCACCAUGUGCCCACGACUGGCCAGAGGCCCGUGAUGUGCAGUCGUGUCCCAACAGCGCCCCCUGGUUACCACACUGCCUUGAAAAAGGACAACACGGGGAAACUUGCCAUGGGCAUGAAGCCUGACUACAACCUGGGUGACUCAGGGCGUGAGUCGUUUGGCGACGAGACAUCCUCCCGUGAGCUGGAGCGGCUGCGUAGGCACUUAAAGCUGGCCCAGCAGCAUCUGGACCUGGCCUACCAGAGUGAGGAGGGCAGUCCUUCACGCAGCAGCAGUCCGGAGUCCAAUGGCACUGCUGUUGAACAGAACAGACUCAACUUUGAGAAGCAGGAGAAGCAGGGAAGCGCUUGUGAGAAAGGUAUCAGAGCCUGAAUCUGAGAUUUGCUUCUGCUUUCUUGCCUGCCAAGCCACCGUUCCAUGGUUAAGGUUGGUGGUCUAAGGAAAUGGAUAUGGACAUUCUUGAGUGUUUUUUGUAGAAUUUUUUUUUUUGUAAAGCAAUAUGACACUCUUCGUGUGAGCACACUGGUGGACUGUAAGAACAUUCUGUACAGUAUUAUAACAAGAGAGUGUCCAUCUCUGAACGUUUCAGCAGCCAGUUAUACUUGAGGGCCAGUCUGCCUAACAUUCCAAAGUACCUGAGAGCAAAUGAAACCUUUCCUCUCUGGAGGUGACUGAGUAGGGUGUUUUUGUUCUUGUUUGUUUUUUGUUUUUUUCUGUGUGUGUAUGUGUCUGUCAUAGGGAAACAUCAGUUUCUUCCAUAUGUUUAACACACUUCUUAUGAAGUGCCAAGGUUGCAUCUCAAAAAUGCCUUAAAUUUUAACUGGAGUUUACAUAUAUGUUUUUUGUCAUUCCAAAAAUAAAAGGAUGAGCCAGUGUAAAACCAUGUUAGACUUUUUGGUUAGCCUAAGUACAUAUAUAGGACAAGUAGGUUUUGUGUUUAGUAGAGAACUGUAAUUAGUACUUGCAUGUAUCUGUGAACCAGUGUCAGCCAAGGGCUUCUUAUUGUCAAAGAUGGAACGUUCUGUUACUCAGUUUUGAUUUGUAGACUUUGGGUGGGGAAGGUUGAUUUCUUCCAGUAGCAUCAACCAAGGGCCUGAGUUUAGAGUUCAUAAGAGGGUCUUCUGGUCUUGGAUCUGGUUUAUUGAUUGAAUUGUAAUUGGACUUCUGUAGUAAAGUGCAUCUUGGAGAAAGAUUUAAAAUCGAACAAUGUCUCGAUAUCGAUGUGAUCAAGUCAACGAUGAUCCAGCACUGUCGUUUACAUACGAUCCCAGACCAAAAUCACUGUUUGAGAUGUUAUUGAGAGGCGUCCAAAUGGCCCCAGUUCCAGUAUUUGAAAUAUCUAAUCCAAUCCAUUCCGUUCAUAUUUCACAUUCUGAGCUGAUUUAUUGAUGUUGCACAACAAACCCAGUCAUAGGAUUCAGUUCCAUUUUGGGUUUAUGCGUUGAGAAAUACAUGUGUGUUUCUUAGAUUUCUCUGGAUGAACUGGAAGCCAAUGUGGUUGGAGUGGAAGUUUAAUACACAGCAGUGUGCUGCGCAGGCCUGUAGUAGCAGGCAAUGUGCUAAUUCUGUCUCAGUCUCUUUGACUCAGCUGUGCUGUUCUGGAAUAUCAAAGCCACUUUUUGGUGCCUUUUGUCUGAAUGAUCAAAACAAUGAAAACCUGGAAAAUGCUUGAAUACUUGUGAAUCUUAAUUGCUGAUCUACAAGGAAGCUUUUGAUAGUUUCUUCCAUCUUGUGUGAGAUGUGUAUAUGGGGAUUUUAAGAGCGUUGCUUUAUUGUAGCAAGGACGAAAAGGCUUCUCUGUUAAGUACAAAAGGUUCACAUACUUUCUUUUUUUUUCUUUUUGUUUUUGUUUUGGGUGUUUUUGUUUUUUUUUUAAUUAAUGAUUUUUGUUCACUGCUUUUCACAAUGUCUCUUUAGCCUGAUGUGGAUUCGUCUGGCUUUUGUCAUUCUGUGUUGUGGUGCAGACAGCUGUGUACCAGCUUAUUGGUUCUGACGGUUGGAGGUGCAAGUCUCAAGCAAGGUCACAGCUCUGCAGACAUUAGCAUUUUCCCUGGUCUAAUGCUCUGAAUCAGGUGUUUGAGGCAGAACACUGAACUCUGUGGCCUUCAGCGACUGAAAUCUGACACAUGGUCUUGAAGAAUCCCUGUAGUCGGCACAACUUGGUCUAAGCUUAGUUUGUGUACAGAAAACACCCUAAAGUAAUGGUUCAUAAUGGUUUGUAUGUGGCAAAAUGCAUUUCACUCCUGUAUUGCUUCAGCAUUAAUUCAGAGGAAAGUUCUGCAGUGUCAUCCCAGUCAUCUCAAGAGUGUUUUCUUUGUUUUUUUUGUUUUUUUAACUUUAUAUUCUAUGGUUUUUAUACUU
This is a messenger RNA of Colossoma macropomum (tambaqui), 3394 nucleotides long. It is a transcript of the gene gjc4b, whose product is annotated as gap junction protein gamma 4b. The transcript is spliced from 4 exons. Gene Ontology annotation, cellular component: connexin complex. Gene Ontology annotation, biological process: cell communication. Lineage: Eukaryota; Metazoa; Chordata; Actinopteri; Characiformes; Serrasalmidae. The record is from RefSeq and is a predicted model, not a curated record. Bases 239 to 1405 code for a protein of 388 amino acids.